AUGUUGGAGCUGGAGAAACACCCCAGUGGAAGACACCGGAACGCCAGCAACCUCGCACCUGAAGGCAGUAUCACUCACUUGCCCUGCGGCGAGCUGAUGAAACUCAAUGCCUCCUUCGCCUUGGAUGCCAGAUGCCCCUCUAGCUGCCCAAUGCAUGUCGACCCUAGCAGCGAAUUGAUGAAGGACUUUUGCCAUUCCAUGUGUGUGCCCAAGGGUUCCUGCAAAAAAUACAAUCCAAAGGCACCCGUUGGGGAUUCCGAUAUUGGCUCAUGCCGUGGAGCAGUAGUUGACGGGUGCGAGGUGCCGAGUCAAGAUGGCACUGACGCGUGCGUGGAGUGCGGAAGCUUCUUCUAUCUUACCCGAGACCGGAAAUGUGCUCGCAAGUAUGCUUGGGCCCUAUAUGUGAUCGCGGCGGUGCUCGUGGCCGUGGUCAUUCUGAUUCUUGUGAUCUUGGUCGACUUGCUCCGGCGUCCAGUGACAAACGCUGAUGGGCUCGAGGAUGCCCUGGAAUACCGCUCCAAGCAGAAGUUUCGGACACCGAAGCUUGAUGGAACGGGUCGCCGCCUCUACCCUCUGUCUACGAAUCUUUGCACUCGCAUCGUGGGUGGCCCUGGCCUGGCGCUGCACUUCCGCUUCCAGGCGGCGAUCAUCGCCUGGGCAGCUGUAGUUGCUGCAAGCUGGAUGCUCCUGGCGCUUUUCGUGGACUAUGACUUGCUGGUCCUUGGUACUAAAAAGUUUGGGACAGCAUUCCGAAACUGCAUACUGGUUGCAUGGGGCCGCGCUACACAACGGAGGCUCAUGUGGGUCAAGACGUGGUUUCUGGGCUUCGUCUACGUCUUUUCCGUUCUAGGCAGUGUCAUCUUUUCUGCUCGCCAGCUACAGUUCUGGCAGCUUCUCGAUGAUCGCAAUGACACCAUGAAAGACUAUGCGCUCAGACUGUCUGGCCUUCCUUGGCUGGAAGGAUCUGUCCGCAUUGAGGAGGAACUCAAGGAGAGCUUGCAGCUCGCAACUGGACACACGGUGGUGGACGUUUCUGUUUGCUGGGACUACUGCGAACACCAGGAUGCGGUCCGCAUACAGCUCCAGAAAACUUUAGAUGGGCGGCAUCGGCAAGGUUCCGCCAGAAGAAGCCAAGCAGGGAGUUCGCCGCAGGACAUGAGCUCGUUCCAGAAGACUUUAUUUCGGAUCGAGCAAAUGAUCCUUGCGGAGGACGGUGACCAAGAGCUGUCAGAAGAGGAUCUCCAUGAUGUCCUGACAUCUCUGAGGUGUUGUUCCACGGCCUUUGCUGUCUUCGAGACAGAGCGCGCCCGUGAUGAGGCGGUUCGGGCUUUGUCCUCGGGCCUGUGCUUUCGGGAUGCCUGGAUCGAUGUCUCCGCCACCAUCCGUGAGCCUCAUGGCGUGAAUUGGAAGAACAUGAAUACCAGCGGCUUCACUGGCAAGCUGGAGCGGCUGGGAAGGGGCAUCGUCAUGGUGCUUUUGGGCCUGGCACUGUACCUCGGAGUGUUCUAUGCUCCAUAUGCUUGGUCUAUCCUGAAGUUUAACUACGAGGGUGGCCAGCAGCCUGGCAUGGUGUACACAAUCGCCUUCUCGCUGAUUGUUUGUGUGGGCAACCUCAUGAUGGCUGAGAUGUGCAGCCGUGUGGCAGACACUAUUGGCUUUGAAUACAAGGAGACAAGAGAGAAUUGCUACAUGGUCCUCUACUUGCUGGCAAUUGUCGUAAAUGUUGGCCUCGACUUAUGGACGACGUAUUAUAUGGCAUCUCAGAUCAUGAUCGGACUGGACUUCCGAACUGAAGAUGGACGUCUGCUGGUAAAGGUGGAGAGCUUCUUGGAACGCUUCGAGAGCUAUGCCCUGCAGCGCUCCAUGGGUCAGCAGCUCUACGAGUAUGCGUUCCCGUGUACUUUUCUGGUUCCUUUCCUCGCCGAGCCACUGGCCGUGAUCUUCUCAUUCUCACGGCUCUUCAUGCUGCUGGUGAGGAGUCACCCAGAGCUCAAGUCCUGGGAGAGCAGGGGCUGGCUGGCGGCCCUGGACUUGGAACUCGGUCGCUAUGCGGACUGCUUGGUGAACGUAUUCCUGGCUGUCCUGGUGUUUUUCUUUCCUGGUGGCUAUACGCACUGGGUGUUUGCACUUCUGGCCGGAAGCCAUGCUUACAUAUAUGCUUACGACCAUUACAGGGUCCUGCGUGUGGUGCCACGCAUUGUUUUCCAAUCCAUGAAUGUGGACUUCUGCGCGCAGGUUCUUCUGGCACCAGCUUGUGGCAUUCUGCUUGUCUGCUUGAUCUUCAAAGGCAACUGCACCAAGGAUGCUUUUCACUGCCUGGAGCCAUAUCCUCUGUUCGGUGUGUGCAUCGCAUCGUUCCUCUUGCAUUGUGCUGUCCAUACAAUGGUCCUUUGGUUUUUAGUGCCGUGUAUCGUUUUGCGAAGUGACAACGAGAAGAUCUACCGGACAGAUGCUAAGACCUUCAAGGAGGUGGCGGCAGAAGAGCCAUGCAGCUGGUUCACGGCAAACCCUAUACACUGCUUGCGGUCUUGGCUGAUAUACAAACACGACCCUCCUUGCAGCUUCUACGUUCCUGGGAUGGAGCACACCAUGCAGGUGAAUGAGAACAUCGGCUGCUACUUUACUGAGACGGACGAGACCGUGGAAGACGUACAGAGCUACUUGCGCUUGCCGUCACUGCAUGACUUGAAGCAUGCCCUGGCAGAUGCUGAUGAUGAUGACACCAAAGGUGACACAGGAGCUACAGGGUGA
Molecule: messenger RNA, 2751 nt
Organism: Symbiodinium natans
Lineage: Eukaryota; Dinophyceae; Suessiales; Symbiodiniaceae
Source: the annotation of a GenBank genome assembly